AUGAAGCAGGAUCUCAAGAAUGCCAACUUUAAACGCACUCAUCUUGAGAAACAAAUAAGAAGAUUGUAUAUAAUAUUCAAAGAGUAGGUUGAUUUAAAAAAGUAAUAGAGAUUGUUGGAUCCAAAACAAUCCUUAUAAAUAUACACAUUUAUUUCAAGUCAUCUAAGAGAAUGUAAAUUAUAAAGGGAUAGAAAGGUUUAAAAAAAUAUUAAGUUAAAAUAUAAAUGUUUUUGUACAGAUUUUUUUAAAGAUGACGAUACCUUUUAAAGUUUAGAGUAGAUGAAGCAAUUUGCUAAGGAAUUAAUUGGGUAGACAUUAGAAGAUGAAAUAAUUGAAAACUAAGACAUUAACUUAAUCUUAAUUUAUAUUUAUUUCUUGGUUUAAAUAAAGAAAGUGCCAACUUAAGCAAUAUAUGAAGUUAUCAGAUUGUCAAUGAUGUAAAAAGUAAUGAUUUAUUAUGAUUAAAUUAGGAAUAAACAUUAAAAUAAUAAGCAAUAAUAAGGAAAUUGAAACAUGAUGCACUUGAUAAAUUCUCUGAAUUAGUUAGAAAGAAUGACUUAGUAAAUUAAAAGUUUGUAUUUAAAAAAGUAUAUCAAUAUGAAGAAUCUUUGAAUGUGUUAAAAAGCAAUCUUUAGACUAUUGUUAAAUAAGAAAAAGUAUAUACUCAAUAUAAUUUAGGACUUCUAUGCCUGUAUUCUCACUUAGGUGAUUGAUAUAGAUCUAAUAGUAAAUAUUGGUUUUAAGCUUCUUGAGAAUAUUAAGGUACUUGAAAAGUAAUUGCAAUUAUUAUACAAAACUAACCCGUAAAGUAACGAGUGUGAUACAAUCUACAAUAUAUUUCACAAAUACAUUCAUUACAAUAAAUUGAGACCAAAAUUAUAUAGGAGAGAUGGCUAAAUGAUGUUGCAAUUCUUAUAAUCGAGUGAAAGAAUAAUCUAUGAUCCAGGUAGCUGUGUAAUAUAAAUUACAUUGCUCCAACCUAGGGGAAAUGUUAUCAGAUACACCAGAACUUUUCAAAAGGCAAUAGGAUACAAGGAUGAAGAAAUUUAAGAUCAAAAUAUCAAUAGAUUUAUGCCCUAAAUUAUUGCUAAUGACCAUGAUUUAUAUUUAGAUAACUUCGUGGAGAGAGGUAGAAUUAACGUUGUUCGAAAUGCAGUUAGAGUUAUUCUAGGGAAAACCAAAUCACAAUUUGUAGUUCCAAUCAAUACAAGAUUGAGACUCGAAGCCAGCACUACUGAAUUUGGUGCAACUGCUCUAAUAACACCAGUCAAUUUCACAUACGGAUACAUGAUGUUGAAUGAACAGGGCUAAAUUGAAGAAUUGACAAAGAAUUUAUUUGAUGAUGUAUUCGAGAAAUAUUUAGGAGUAGAACUUGAAUAAGUUAGAGGAUUAGACUGUUUAAUUUUUAUUCCAGAAUUAGCCAAAAUUUGGGAUAGUCUAUUUAAUGAAACCUUUGAAAAACUAGACAAGAGAUUAGAAUGCCAUUUAAUACUCCCUUAGUUAUUUAGAUAUAACUCUAAAAGUUUACAAAGUUCUAGGACUACUGUAGUAAGCAAAUCAUUAUUGCAAUAAAAUAUAAUUCGAUAACUUGAAAAUUAUCCAUAAGAUAAUGUCAUAUAUUAAGUAUCAUUACAUCUCAUGAGUCUUACUACCAUCAAUUUAAGGUUAUAUUUAUGAUUAUCAUUAGAUUAGUCAUUUUAGAAAUGCCAGAAUAUAGACAGAUACAAAACUAAAAAGUGACUAGUCGAUAAUUAAUUUAAUUAAGACAUAGAUCUUCGCAAUUGUUAAAUUAUUCAACUUAAAAUGAAGUAUUUACAUAGAAGGCUGAUCUAUUGGCUUCAGCAAACGAUAUAUUAUUUAAACGAGAUAUUGAUGAAUGUGACUUAGAAUAUGAAAAUGCUAUUGAAGAAAUAAAAAUGGUUGAGGAUUUAAGAAAUCAAUUGGCAUAAAUUAAUAUGAUUAAUACAGCUCAUAAUCAAAACUCGACUAAAAGACUAAUUUAGAAUAGUGAUCAUUUUUUUGAAGAAAGGGUUAUAGAACUUAGACAAAAUAUAAAUAUAUCAGAGAAAAGCAAUGAUUUGAGUGAUAGUGAAUCUGAAUUCAAAUAGAGGGUUUAAGAAUAAAAUCUAUAGUAUAAUUCUGGGUCAGUUGGGAGUAGAUCGUCUUAAAAUAAUACUACGGCUUUGAAAAGAUAAAUGAAGGAUUGCUUAUCAGAUAAUAGAGGUUUGAAUGUUCAAACCAAAUUAUUUUUAUUAUCUAUAUACAUUUUAGUUAUUGUGGGAUAUUUUGUGAAUUAUUUGAUAUUGUACUUCUAGUUUGAAAGAAUCAAUUAAGACUAGAAUUAUGAGAAUCUACCAUUUCAAUUUUCUUACUUUUAUAAUGAAUUCGUUAUAACUUAGUCAUAUGUAAAUGUUGACGAUUUCCAAUUUGACAAGCUAAGUGAAGUAACCUUAGGGUUUUUUGUGAAUCACAUUAAAGAUAUUGAUUAAACAAUAACAAGAUUGCCCCAUAUUAAUAUAAUUAACAAUUUAACAAUGAAAAGUAGGAUGAUAAUUAUUUUAUCGCAACUAUCGAAAGUGUAAAGAAUGAAUGAAAAAAUACUUUAUUCGGAUUUUGUGAAUAACACAGAUUAGUUUAAUAUUCAAUUAGAGAUCAUAUAGAAUGCUCAAUCCAUCAAUUAAUCGAAUGAUCUAGGAAUAUAGUAAAUUCUAAUAAUUAUAUAUUUAGUGUUCUGAUUGAAGAGAUAGUGCUAAUAUUAUUUCUAACUAGAUAUAUUUAUCUAUGUGUGAAAAUAAUUUAGAUGAAAACUAAGAUAUUUAAAUUAUUUUGCACUUUCUCAAAGGAAGUCAUUUAAGAGUAGUUUCUACAAUUUAGUUCCUUAUACAACUAAUUAAACAAUUCAAAGUUUAAGAAUCACGAAACUGAUGAGGAGUAAUUUGAAACAACAAUGAUGCGUUAAUACCAAAAAACAGUCACUUCCAACAUGUUGGAUAAACAUAAUAGAGUAGGAAAGCAGAUCUCCUAUAAAUGUAUGUAUUGUUUUAUAUAUUUAAAUAGAAACUAAUUCUGCUUAGAUUUUCUUCUUUUUAUUUAUCUUUAUUUAUGCAUUUAUGUGUUCAUUUUACUUCAUUGGGAGUUAUAUAUUAUAAAAAGAGACUCUAUCGACUGUCUCUGCAAGAUACAAUGAAAAAACCCAAUUUGAGAUUACCAACAAUUAUCUUGCUUUGAGUUAUGCUUAAUAAGCUAUUAUAUUGAAUUAGACCAUCUAAUAGGAUGGAAUAGAUAGAUAAAAUAAGACAGUUGAAGUCUUGAAAUAACUUACAACGAAUUUAUCUCAAUAUUAGGAAAGUUGGAAUACUGAGAUCUAUGAUAUUCUGUCUAAUAGCAUUUGUCAAUUACUCUUCAAUUCCUAGUAUGAUCUCAUAUUCUAAUUUAUUAGUCAGUACAGCUAUGAGGAGUAUUCCAAUCUAUUUAGUUUUGAAUAGUGUCAAUCUUAUUCCAAUCUCGAGAAAGGCUUAACUUUUGUUGUUUAAGAAUUAUACUCCUAUCAAUUCGAGUUUUUGUAGUUACUGUAAAUUAAUAAUUAAUCCAUCUAUUCAUAUUAAGAGUUCAUUAAGAAUUCUUAGCCCUAAGUCUAGAGAUUAUAUGCUUAGUAUGCAUUUCAUGUGAUUAUUGAAAUGUUGACUAACAAAAUCAAGACAUUGGUCACUUCUACCCUUGUAAUAAAUUCGAUAAUGCUUGGAUUUGCAAGUAUUAUCAUGAGUUGUGCGCUGUUGAUAACAAUUAAGACAAUAGAAAAAGUAAAAGAGCAAUACAAACAAAGUAAGUAAUUGCUAACCCUAUUUCCAUUUGACAGACUGAUGGAAAAUGCAUAUGUUGUAAGUUUCAUUAGUUAAGACUUACAUUUUUCGGUUUGA
Messenger RNA from Paramecium octaurelia, 3917 nucleotides. The record is from the annotation of a GenBank genome assembly. Lineage: Eukaryota; Ciliophora; Oligohymenophorea; Peniculida; Parameciidae.